GCUACCGAUUUUCUUUAUUGCCGAUAUACUGAAGACGGUUUUUGAAACAAAGGGGUAGAGGUACCCAUUUUCCAGUCAUAGACUUGGUGUACUUUGAUAUUUUCAUUACGAAUGCUGAAGCGUAUCCUCGCAAUUGCAUCUUUUUGCAACUCACUCCUGUAUUGUUUGUCAAGCCACUCUCUUCACGAUAGGCUCUACCAACGUCCUUCUAGACAUGGGAUAAAGAAUAGAUGCUUUUGCUUCUUCCACGCUCUUGGCAGCCUUAUCAAAUAUCUGAACCAUGCCUGGCGAAACAGGCUUUUGUCGCUUUUUUCAGUCGAGCGCCAAUGCUGAAAUUAUCGUUGUUUAACUUACCUUGAACAAAACACCCACUAGUCGUAUGCAGCAUCAGCCGUCUUAUGCGUAGAUCUGACUGUAAAGGUGACGAAGACUAGGACAAACCAUAGGAAAGCUUGAUGACACUGCCGUUACA
This is a messenger RNA of Umbelopsis ramanniana AG, 472 nucleotides long. RefSeq lists its product as uncharacterized. NCBI's taxonomy places the organism in Eukaryota, Fungi, Mucoromycota, Umbelopsidomycetes, Umbelopsidales, Umbelopsidaceae. The coding region runs from base 112 to 333 and encodes 73 amino acids. The transcript has a single exon. The record is from RefSeq and is a predicted model, not a curated record.